Antrostomus carolinensis (chuck-will's-widow) is the source of this 1229-nucleotide messenger RNA. RefSeq names its product cadherin-related family member 3-like. The record is from RefSeq and is a predicted model, not a curated record. Lineage: Eukaryota; Metazoa; Chordata; Aves; Caprimulgiformes; Caprimulgidae. Gene Ontology annotation, biological process: homophilic cell-cell adhesion. The transcript has 9 exons. Gene Ontology annotation, molecular function: calcium ion binding. The annotation marks the transcript as partial. Gene Ontology annotation, cellular component: membrane; cell-cell junction.
UUGGGUCCAGCAUUGGAAGAGUGAAUGCCAGAGACAAGGACUGGCCACCCAGUGUCAUCACUUAUUCCAUUGUAGCUGGAGGAGGCACCAGGGAUUACACAAAUAUCUUCUGGAUCAAUCCAACCAAAGGAGAUGUGAAAAUUUUAGCUAGAUUAGAUUAUGAAACAACUCAGAAACACAUUCUCACAGUACAGGCCUCAGACCAAGAGAAGACUGCAACAGCAUCUGUAACUGUCAAUGUUGUGGAAGUAAAUGAUGAAGAACCAGUUUGUUCACCCAAUUUCUAUUCAUUUCAAAUCCCAGUCAGCUUAGCUGUUGGGACCAAUAUUAAUGGCUUCAGGAUUGAAUGUCAAGAUCGUGAUUCUGAUCCCAGGUCUUUCCGUUACUUCAUUAACGAAGGCAAUGUGAACAAUCAUUUCACCUUUUCACCAAGUGCCGGCUCCAACACAUCUCAGCUGAUUCUUGCAUCGCGGUUUGACUACGAGAGUGGACUUGAUACAAACUGGAUUUACAUACUACGCGUCUGUAUAACAGAUGACAAUUUAUUAUCUGCCAGGGACAAAACUACACACCUAAUUAAAACUGGAACAGUGACUUUAAGUAUCAGAGUUAUCCCAAACCCAACUACUGUCAUUACCACGACGCCUAGCUUCACUGUUGUGAUGAAAAGGGAAAACUCGUACUCUGAAUCGGCGUGGUACGUGCCGUUUGUCAUCACCCUUGGCAGUUUGCUGCUCCUCGGCCUGCUGGGAUACCUGGGGUUCUUGCUGGCGACGUGGGUCCGCACCUGCUGCCCUCCAGAAGGCAAAGCGGCCAGCACACCUCUGAUGAACACUCCAGAGAAUAAGAAACAUAAGAAAGAAGUGGUUGUGACAAUGACAAAGCUAAACACUAUCUUUGACGGAGAAGCCAGAGACCCAGUUACUGGCAAAAUGUAUGAAUUCAAUACACGGUCAGGGGCCCGGAGGUGGAAGAAGAGCAAUGAGCCCCUUCAGCCAGUGCUGGCCACGCAGGUAACAUCCAGUGCCACAGAUGAUAGUGGCCAAGGGACAGACAGAGCAGAGGCACCAAGCAAAAAAGAGCCUUCAGAGAAGAGGAAAGAACUGACCGCAGAGACAAAACCAGUUGCCGAGCCCUCAGCAGGGCAAUCAGAAACACCGGGCCAGGAUGGGCUGAGAGUACAAAAGCAGAAACAAGAGCGCCAGGGAAAGGGACCUACUGGAGCAAGU